This is a messenger RNA of Alternaria incomplexa, 717 nucleotides long. RefSeq lists its product as uncharacterized. NCBI's taxonomy places the organism in Eukaryota, Fungi, Ascomycota, Dothideomycetes, Pleosporales, Pleosporaceae. The transcript is spliced from 3 exons. The record is from RefSeq and is a predicted model, not a curated record. Bases 1 to 717 code for a protein of 238 amino acids. Gene Ontology annotation, cellular component: cytoplasm.
AUGGCUCAAGUCAAUGGAAAUGCGCCCAAGAUCACGCUUUACACUAAUCAUCGCUGUCCUUGGGCGCAUCGAGCUCAUGUGGUGCUGAAGGAGUUGGGGCUUCCAUAUGAGGAGGUUAUCAUUGAUUUGGGUAAACCAAGGGAGCCGUGGUAUCUUGAGAUCAACCCUCGCGGCCUCGUCCCCGCCAUCAACUUCAAUGGCGAAAUCAUCACAGAGUCCGGCGUCGUCGCAACCUUCCUGGCAGAUGCGUACCCCUCACAUGUUCUCCCCGCAUCUGGCACCCCAGAAGCAGCUCUGACCCGGGCGAGAAUCAGCUUCUUCGUCGAUACCUGGUUUAGCAAGGCGGGGAGCUUCUUCUACAAGAUCCUGAUGUGCGACUCUAAGGAGGAGCAAGCGAAGAUGAGCAAGGAGUUUGUAAAUGUUGUUACCAAGGAGAUCGAGCCGCUACUGAAGGACGCGAAGCCAUUCUUUGGAGGUAGCGAAAAGGUCACGUUGGCUGAGGCUCUGACGGCACCUUUCAUUAUCCGCACAUACGCCAUGGCCAAGCAUGAACUGCUUCCGAAAUCCAUCAUCUCUGACCUCGAUGCACUGCCCAACUUCUCCAAGUGGGCCGCUGAGGUCAACAAGCAGGAAAGUGUGACAUACAUCUGGGACGAAGAGGCGGUUAUCGAUGGGACAAGGAAGAGGAUUGAGAGCCAGAAGGCAGCUUCCAAGUAA